GGUUCGAAAAAGAUUGGUUGCGAGUGGCAAAUUAACAUGACGAGUCCUAAAAACUCAUCUUUAGUAACAAUCACAUUAUUCAAAAAUACCCAUUAUCAUGAUAUCUUCAUAGAAACUCUCAAAUUUACUCCUAUUUACAGAUCAUUUACUUCCGAAAUUAUAGAAGAAAUCGAAUUUUACGUAGUAAAUAGUCACUGCAAUGCUAGUACAAUCCAGAAUCUUUUACAACCAAAAUACCCAGAAUGGGUCUUCUUAACUCAAGACCUUGAUAAUGCGAUUCAAAAAAUCAAACGAGAUCAUAAUCUUUAA
Molecule: messenger RNA, 309 nt
Organism: Funneliformis caledonium
Lineage: Eukaryota; Fungi; Glomeromycota; Glomeromycetes; Glomerales; Glomeraceae
Source: the annotation of a GenBank genome assembly